Molecule: messenger RNA, 1221 nt
Organism: Ostreobium quekettii
Lineage: Eukaryota; Viridiplantae; Chlorophyta; Ulvophyceae; Bryopsidales; Ostreobiaceae
Source: the annotation of a GenBank genome assembly
AUGGGAUUUCCCAGCCCCAAAUGGCGUCCCGUCCUUGUGUUCGUGCUGGGGCUGGUGUCGCUCACAGCCAACGCACAGGGCCGGCCGGCAGUCGAGGAAGUGAACGACUUUGCUUUGAGGCUGUAUGACAAGCUGUCAACCAGGGACGCUGCCAACAACGUCAUGUUCUCGCCACUGAGCGUUGCGGCCGCUUUCUCUGUUGUGCACCUCGGCGCGAACGGCACCACACGAAAACAGCUAGAGGAUACAUUUGGCUUUGGAAACAAGGACGUUGCAGACGAGUUGCUGAGGGGUAAUGGAAGCGCCCUUGUGCUGGCCACCCCUGAUGAUGGUAUUGAUUUUCUUGCUGCAAGCGACCUGUUUCUCCAGGAUGGAUUCGAUGUGGCGUUGUCUUUCAAGAUACGCUUGACGAAAACGCAUUCGAAAGCACCGAAGUUUGUGAAUUUCACCACAGACCCAGAGGGGUCCAGGAGAAUAAUAAAUGAAUUUGUCAAUGCGUCAACGAGGGGAAACAUUAAUGAACUGAUUCCCAAAGGAGCAGUGGACGAGGUGACCCGCAUGGUUCUUGCCAACGCUGUGUUCUUUGAGGCGGGCUGGAGCACCCCCUUUGACAGCAACAAGACUUUCCCCAUGCAAUUCAGGGCCUUUGGGGUGAAUCGAAAAGUAGACAUGAUGACACAAGAGACAAGACUGAAGUUGGUGCCCUUUGUUGACUCGCGGGUUCUCGAACUUCCUUAUGGCAAUGGGGCUGCGAGCAUGGUAAUCGUGCUGCCAAACACUGAUGGAAAAGAGGCGUUCCUGAAGCUGGAAGAGGACCUGCGGGGAAUCGAUCUUACAGCUCUGCUGAAUGAAACGAGAACGACGAAAGUGAAAGUCUUCUUGCCAAGAUUUCAGGUGGAAGGCACUGCGGAUUUGACAGAAGUCCUUCCUAAGCUGGGGGUGAAAGAUCUGUUCAGUCAAACGGGCGCAGACCUUUCGGAGCUGUCCAGAGGAGAGGGUUUGUAUAUUUCUUCGGCAUUCCACACAGCCAAGGUGAUGGUGGAUGAAAAGGGAACCACAGCAAGUGCCGCAACCGGGGCUGCAGCGUCAUCAAAGAUUUUUGUGGAACCAGAGGAAUUCAAAGCCAACCGCCCUUUCGUCUACUUCAUAAUCGACAAUGCGAGCAAGGUCAUCCUGUUCAUGGGCAAUCUUCGAGGGUUGCCCCAGGAGAUUCCAUCUUGA